Messenger RNA from Cokeromyces recurvatus, 873 nucleotides. RefSeq names its product domain of Kin17 curved DNA-binding protein-domain-containing protein. The transcript has 3 exons. NCBI's taxonomy places the organism in Eukaryota, Fungi, Mucoromycota, Mucoromycetes, Mucorales, Mucoraceae. Gene Ontology annotation, cellular component: nucleus. Gene Ontology annotation, biological process: DNA replication; DNA damage response. Gene Ontology annotation, molecular function: double-stranded DNA binding. The record is from RefSeq and is a predicted model, not a curated record. Bases 1 to 873 code for a protein of 290 amino acids.
AUGGCGAAAGCAGAAUUUAUGUCACCUAAAGAUAUUGCUAACCGUAUGAAGGCAAAAGGUCUUCAAAAGUUAAAAUUUUAUUGUCAAGCUUGUCAACGUCAAAUGCGGGAUGAAAAUGGCUUUAAAUGUCAUAUUAUGUCUGAAUCACAUCAACGUCAAAUGCUAUUAGUGGCAGAUAAUCCAGGAAAAUACGUUUACAAUUAUUCUCAAGAAUUUAAAAAAGAAUUCUUAAACUUAUUAUCUCGUCGACAUGGUACAAAGCGAGUGUUAGCGAAUAGAGUAUAUCAAGAAUACAUUGCAGAUAAGAAUCAUAUUCACAUGAAUGCUACAAGAUGGACCACAUUAACUGGAUUCUGUCAUCAAAUGGGCAAGGAAGGUAUUCUUCGUGUAGAUGAAACAGAACGAGGUCUGCAUAUUGCUUGGGUGGAUAAUAGCCCUAAAGCACUUGCUAAACAGGCUGCUAUUCAAAAGAUGGAGAGAGCUAGAAAAGACGACGAAGAAAGAGAUUUACAAUUGUUAAAAGAGCAGAUUGAGAAGGCAUCUAAAGUAGCAGAAGAAAAGGGCAUGAAUACAACUGAGCCAGCACCAACUGAGUUAAAACGAGAAGGAGAGCAACCUAUUAAACUCAACUUAUCAUUAAAGCCAACUGCAGUAACUACAGAAGCGCCUAUUUCUACAGGUUCUAAAAUGAUGUUAGGUGGCAUGAAGAAAAGAACUGGAUUAUCAGCUCUAGCCAAGAGAUCUUCUACUUCUUCUUCAAAUAAUAAUAACAAUCACACGAGUAUGAAAGUAGGUGGUAUGAUGACAAUGACAAAACGUAAAGCAUCACCUAGUAAAGAUGAAGAGACAGAUAAUAAAAAAAUGAAAUCAUAA